AUGGAAGAUUCUAUAGAACACGCACCUCCGGUAGCUCAGGUAGAUCGGGAAUUGAAUUUGGAUCGUGAAGCAGCCUGGCAGGAAAGGCAACAUAUUUCAUCGGCUGCAUCAGCAACAGAGGCUGAUGUUACGAGUGAAUCGAUAAUUGCAAAUGAGGAUCACGAGGCUACCCCUCCUCCCGAGAGUUCUUCGCGUGCUGCCACGGCUUGGUAUCCUUUCCAACCCAUUGUGAAAGGGAAGCGCACCAAUAGAAAAAAGCCACUUACACGCCAAAAAGCACUGUCCGAGAUUUACCGGAAGACCUACCCCAAAACCACCUUCAAAAAUUGGGAGCGCGUCAUAGGGAACAAGCAGGUUUCUACGACUAAAGGUAAGGAAGAAGCUGCCGAAGCUCUCACUAAGCAAAAUAAGAACAUCAAAUGGGGCAAGAAAAACUCAGAGGAGACCGAGCUUAGAGUUACCAACAAUUUUUCCAACCUUAAAGCCAAGGAAAAGAUUGUUCAAGAUCUAACUGGAAAAACGAAAACCAGCCCCAAAAAACGAAAACCCCCACUGACAAGAGUUCCUGCAAAAGAGAAGACCGAACCACUAAAGGCUGGGUUGCUUACGGAAGAGAAAAUGCGUCACUCAUUUUAUGCAAAGUACGACGACACGGUAUGGGGAUGGAUUUAUGGAGGCACAACCUACGCUAUGGAAGAUUGGCAUCAGGAGUCGCAGCUGGAAGAGCAAUCAAGAAUUUCGAAUUUUGCCAGGGAGCUCGCUUCAGAAAUAGAGGAAUCCGACCAUCAAAGCCAACAUUCUGGAGUGGAUACGACCAGUAUUAUCAACCGCAAUGCCUUGAAAUUCGCUAAUCUACUGUUCAUCAUCAACUUGAGAUUGAUUCGGAGCUUGAAGACCAUGCCUGACACAUAUUAUCUUGAAGAGCAUGCUUGA
Puccinia triticina is the source of this 933-nucleotide messenger RNA. RefSeq lists its product as uncharacterized. The transcript has 2 exons. The coding region runs from base 1 to 933 and encodes 310 amino acids. The record is from RefSeq and is a predicted model, not a curated record. NCBI's taxonomy places the organism in Eukaryota, Fungi, Basidiomycota, Pucciniomycetes, Pucciniales, Pucciniaceae.